Messenger RNA from Sycon ciliatum, 1730 nucleotides. RefSeq names its product octanoyl-[acyl-carrier-protein]:protein N-octanoyltransferase LIPT2, mitochondrial-like. The transcript has 6 exons. Gene Ontology annotation, molecular function: lipoyl(octanoyl) transferase activity. Lineage: Eukaryota; Metazoa; Porifera; Calcarea; Leucosolenida; Sycettidae. Gene Ontology annotation, cellular component: mitochondrion. The record is from RefSeq and is a predicted model, not a curated record. The coding region runs from base 157 to 867 and encodes 236 amino acids. Gene Ontology annotation, biological process: protein lipoylation.
UGUUGUGUAUGUUGUGAGGAUUUUUGUCGGCCUGAUCUGCCUUUGAAAAGCACGUGUUGUUUGGAGUGGCCGUGGCUGGACCCAGGUGUUAGAAAAUAGACACAGCUCUAAAGACUAAGUUUCGAAUCGGGGAACUGCACAGUUAUUAUUUAGGCGAUGGCAAGCGCGACGAGACCUAUGGUGCUGAUCAGGAACUUAGCAAGAAUCAACUAUGAUCAGGCGCUAGGCAUCCAGGAGUCGAUGGUGAACAAAGUGAUUGGAGAAAUGGGACAGAGCAGUGCAUGUGACACGAAAACACAGAAUACUCUACUGCUGUGUGAGCACAAUCCAGUUUACACCAACGGUCGGCGAGCUAAGGAUCUGGACAAUGAGCAGUUGCGCAAUCGCUUCAAGGACAUCGGCGCUGACUACUUCCAGGUUGACCGUGGUGGUCUGAUCACUUUCCACGGUCCUGGGCAGCUGGUCUGUUAUCCCAUCUUCAACCUACAUCAAUUCAAGCCAAGUCUCAAGUGGUACGUACACACGCUGGAGGAGGUCAUCAUCGAGACGUGCCGCAAGUUCGGUGUGGAGACUCGUCGCACUCCGGACACUGGCAUCUGGGUCGGCAACAACAAAGUCUGUGCCAUGGGCAUACAGUCGACUCGCUAUGUGACCAUGCAUGGUCUAGCAUUGAACUGCAACACCGACUUGAAGUGGUUCACUAACAUUGUCCCGUGUGGCCUACAUGGCAAGGGCGUUACGUCUCUCACCGAGCUCACUGGCAAAGAAGUCACCAUUGAGGAUGCCAUGGAGCCGUUCCUAUCGUCCUUCAAGAGUGUCUUCCAAUGCCAGCUCAUCAAAGAUGACGAUUCAGGCAAGAAUUCCUGAUCACAGCUGGCCGGUCUUUAAAUUUUUUUAUUCAUGUCCGUCCCAUAGUGCCAUUGCAGCAAGCCUGAUCAUACCUCAUGCUAGGGUAGGCUAGGUCCUGGAUGGUGUGCACUGGCAAGCAUUACUACACCAACUUGACCUGGUCAUGAGUACCUGCACCAUGUUAAGCUUGCUGCCAUCUGAGUGUGCCAAACUGAUGACUUCCGAUGUGGCGCAUGCCAUCUCUGUUGGUAAAAAGCAGCUUGGCGUCAUGUCAGCAUUGCCACCUGCUGGGCAUCUGCUUGGACAGUUAUCAGCGCCAACACUUCGCUGAGCAAGGCGAGAAAUCAGAACAACAAUUUUCCUGUGGACUCAACUCCCCAGCGUUCUUUGGACGUCUCUACAGCGCCGCCACAGUCUGUAGUGCUGUUGAACACGCUGUGUGUGGCGAGUACAGUGAUUGGUACUCACCCCGGAUCAUUACCACGCAUUACAGCGCCAGUAGUGGGUAUGCAAGGCUACCAAGUCAUGAGCACAUCUGUGCAACGAUGAUAAGCCAGACAGCCAGCGUGAUGUUUGCUCCUGUCGCCUGUCCACGCCGGUAACAAUAUGGCGCAGUGCUGCUGCCCUCGUGGCUGACUUAACUCUGCAGCUAUUCCUCUCCCACUGGGAUUUAUCCAUUUUCUGGUGAUUUGCACGAAUCCGAAUGCCAUGAAGCUCAGAAUCACUACUGAUCCAACCCAAUUGUGAACUGGCGUAUCUUAAUAUUCUAUGUUGACUUAUUUUUUUGCCUUCUCCUUAUCAGAUUCUCAUCUUAUCAUGUGACACCACUAAGAGCAAUGAGCUGAUGCUACCACAUGCUCAGUGCAACUGGUAUCUUUUCA